Mycena indigotica is the source of this 939-nucleotide messenger RNA. RefSeq lists its product as uncharacterized. The transcript has 12 exons. Bases 1 to 939 code for a protein of 312 amino acids. The record is from RefSeq and is a predicted model, not a curated record. NCBI's taxonomy places the organism in Eukaryota, Fungi, Basidiomycota, Agaricomycetes, Agaricales, Mycenaceae.
AUGUCCGCUGAGGCGUUUGACCCAAACCCGACACUGGGCGCGCUCCUUGUCGGCACCUUGGCUGGCGCUGUUACAACCGUCCAGGCGUACAUCUAUCAUACGCGGUUCCCCGAUGACCACUGGAUGAUCAAGGCCACCGUCGCAUUUAUCUGGGCCGCCGAGGCCAGCCAUGUCGGCGCUGUCUCGCACACACUGUACACCCUCCUCGUCACCGACUACGGCCACCCUGAGGCCCUCCUGGCUCGCCCACCGCGCUCCAUCAUCGGCUAUAUAUUUAUCACCGUCACCGUCGCUGUCACCGUCCAGAUAUUCUUCUCAUACCGCAUCUAUGUGCUAUCUAAGUCGCGCAUCAUCCCGUACAUCACAUAUGCGCUCUCCUUCGUGCGCUUCGUGCUCGGCGUGUCGCUCUUCUCCGUCGGGCUCAGCGUGAAGAGCGUCACCGAGUUCGGAACCAAGUGGCAGUGGCUCGGGGUCACCAUGUGGAGCCUGAGCGCCGCGGAGGACGUCACGAUCACCGCUACACUCGUGUUCCUCCUCUGGCGCCAACGCGGGAAAGUGCACAAAUCGACGACUGCGUUCUUGGACAAGAUCAUCAUGUGGGCCAUUGAAACCGGCCUGAUGACCUGCUCGCUCUCGUUGAUCACCGUCAUCCUCUUCCACAGACGGCCCAACGAUUUUAUCUGGAUCGCAUUCUCCACGAUUGAGGCCCGGAUGUUCUCCAACUCCUUGCUCGCGAGUCUCAACUCCCGCCACGUCCUCCGCGAGCUCCGCGAGGGCGGCUCGAAGAACGGAGGCGUCCUGUCGCUGACCAACACGAACUACAUGCGGCCAACUUACGCGCCUGGACCGCCCACGAUCUCCGUCGAGGUACACACGACGCACGACGUCGAGCGCGACCUCGACUCGGACAGCUCGAUGCGCAAGGGCUCGGCGUACUGA